AGCUAUUCUCCCUUUACGCAGUACGUUCAUUAUUAUUAUCCAGGUGUGAAGCUUACUCGAACAGCAGAGGAUGUUUGUGAUUGCUGUGUCCGACUGAAGAUUCAGCUUCAACAGCCCGAUAUCUCUGAUGCCGAUCGAGAUGCUCUCUUGAUGGAAAAGCGCACUCAUAUCACGGAGGCUAUUUCGCACCGGCGAUUUGUGUCGCGGUUUGUGAAGGAAUACACAAACUUGUAUGCUCCAGAUCAGCUUGUAUCAAGCGAAGUUAUCCCGGACACCUACGAUCUGGCGGAAGACUUUGGUGGAGGCAUUUCAAUGCCCCAUUAUGGACACUCACGACCGUCUGCAGAUUAUUUUCACAGUAACCGGAUAAUCCACAACUUUGUGGUCGCGGACAUCACCAACAAACGCAACAACGUCUACUUCUACGACGAGCGUGCCCAAGGCAAGGGAGCCGGCGCGCUGUGCAGCUUAAGAUUGCUGUACCAUCUCACUACACUCCAGACAGACGCACGCAAUGGUAUUCGUCCCGCUGAAAUAGACUUCAGCUUGUUGGACAACUGCGUGGGAGAAAACAAGUCAAAAGUGGUGCUCAUGUUCUUCGCUAUGUUGUCCGUUGUCUUCCCGUACAAGAAGGUGGUUCUGUACUUUCUUCUACCUGGUCACUCACACCACAUUGCCGACCGUGUGAUAGCUUGGUGCCUUAACAAGGUGAAAAUUGUCCAUGGAGUUUUUCUCAACCACAAUGAUCCCUCACAUCCCUUUUACGUUGGUUGGGGUGAUCUGCUCGACAAAUAUUAG
Phytophthora sojae is the source of this 798-nucleotide messenger RNA. RefSeq lists its product as hypothetical. The annotation marks the transcript as partial. The transcript has 3 exons. Lineage: Eukaryota; Oomycota; Peronosporomycetes; Peronosporales; Peronosporaceae. The record is from RefSeq and is a predicted model, not a curated record.